Spinacia oleracea (spinach) is the source of this 1009-nucleotide messenger RNA. RefSeq names its product glutathione S-transferase U9. The transcript has 2 exons. Gene Ontology annotation, cellular component: cytoplasm. Gene Ontology annotation, molecular function: glutathione transferase activity. Gene Ontology annotation, biological process: glutathione metabolic process. The coding region runs from base 100 to 795 and encodes 231 amino acids. NCBI's taxonomy places the organism in Eukaryota, Viridiplantae, Streptophyta, Magnoliopsida, Caryophyllales, Amaranthaceae. The record is from RefSeq and is a predicted model, not a curated record.
ACAUGGAAAGUGGGGUAGUCCUCUAUAUCACAUACAUUGGAGAAACAGACAGAAAUAAGGGUUAGAUUGUUUUUUCGGAAAGGGUUCACAAAAGUCCAAAUGGAGGGAGAGAAAUCAGUGAAGUUACAUGGAAUGUGGGCAAGUCCUUAUGUGUUGAGUGUGAUACUUGCCCUUAAAAUUAAGGGCAUAGAGUUUGAGUAUAUUGAGGAAAAUCUGUUCAACAAAAGUGAGUUGCUCCUGAAAUAUAACCCUGUGCACAAGAAAGUCCCUAUUCUUGUACACAACGGGCUACCUAUUUCGGAGUCAACGAUCAUCCUCGAAUAUAUUGAUGAGACUUGGACUGACCCUCCGCAUCUCUUGCCCAAGGACCCCUACCUUAGGGCCAAACACCAGUUUUGGGCCGCGUAUUUACAGCAAGUAUCGGAGAUGUUGGGGAAAACACUGACAGAAGGCGAAGCAACAGACGAGUUUCUUAACGAGUACACGAAGAAGAUGGAUGUUGCUGAAGAAUUCAUCAAGGCUGAUAUGUUCCCUAAUGAAAACUAUCCAUCUUUCCAGGAUGCGAAACCCGGAUACUUGGAUAUAAUGCUGUAUUCCUUCUUCUUUGGAGCCUCUGAAAUCGUGGAAGAGUUCUUUGGGUUUAAGCUUUUAACUGCAGAAAAGUACCCGUUUUUGGCGUCUUGGACCAAGGCACUGAGUCAAAUCCCAGAAGUUAAAGACGUGAUUCCCCCGAAGGCUAAGCUCCUUGAGCUUUUUCAUGUUAUGCGGCAAAGGCACCUUCAAGCAAAGUCGUAACUAAUCGUUAUCAGUUUUCGAUUUUUCUAAAUGGAUCAUAAAAUAGAGACGACUGUUUUUAUUUAUGUUGAAGAAUUAAGUACUACAUCAUUAGCUGAAUUCAGUAGUAGUAGAGUACGUUAUUGCGAGGCUGAUAUGAUCUUGAUUUGUUUGGCUUCAAAAACUUAUGAUAGUACUACGUACUGCCUCCGUUUCAAAAAGAUCUUUACAGUUA